GAUUUUCUUUCAGAUGGGAUGAUUCAUUUAUUUAACGACUUUAAUUUCAACUUCCCAUCUGACAUAUUUAAGGCCACAAGAAAGAUUCAAUUGUCAAGUUGUACCGCCUCAUUAGUCUUCAUCUUUUGACCCAUUAUAUCCCAAGUUAGCUGAAAAAUAUCAUAUUUAUUUCUAUUAUAAAGAGCAAUGCAACAGAACUUUGAAGUAUCACCAAACACAUUACGAACUCUCCCAAAAUGCAAUUCUUCAGCUUGGUUUCCAUCUUCCUUUUUCUAUAUUUCCUCUUUUUGCUAAGGAAAUGGAAGACCAAUAGCCAAACCAAAAAAUUGCCUCCAGGUCCAUGGAAACUUCCUAUUAUUGGAAGCAUGCAUCUCAUGGUUGGUGGAAUUCCACACCGCGUCUUUAGAGAGUUAGCCAAAAAAUAUGGACCGCUCAUGCACGUUCAGCUUGGUGAAGUUUCUGCAAUUAUUGUUACUUCCGCUGAGGUGGCUAAACAAGUACUGAAAACUCAUGACCUCGCGUUUGCAUCUAGACCUAAGUUCAUGGGCAUUGAUAUUAUUUGUUAUGGCAGUCGAGACAUUGCCUAUAGCCCCUAUGGUGAAUAUUGGAGACAAAUGCGCAAAAUUUGUAUCAUGGAAUUGUUGAGUGCAAAGAAUGUCCGGUCAUUCAGCUCGAUCAGACAUGACGAAGUUGUUCGUCUCAUUGACUCUAUCCGAUAUUAUUCAUCUUCUGGUGAGCUAAUUAACUUUUCAGAAAAGAUCAUUUGGUUCGCAAGUACCAUGACAUGUAGAUCGGCGUUUGGGAACGUACUAAAGGAGCAAGCCGUAUUUAUAAAACUAAUUAGAGAAGUGAUAAGAUUAGCACAAGGCUUUGAUGUGGCGGACAUCUUCCCUUCAUACAAAUUUCUUCAUUCUCUCAGUGGGGCGAAGCAAAAAAUUCUAGAUAUGCAUCAUAAGGUAGAUGCAAUUGUUGAGGAUGUUAUUAACGAGCAUAAGAAGAAUCUUGCAAUUAACAACAGUGACGAUGCAUUAGGAGGUGAAGACCUAGUUGAUGUCUUACUAAGGCUUAUGAAGGAUGGAAGUCUUCAAUUUCCCAUCACCAACGAUAAUAUCAAAGCUAUUAUUGUUGACAUGUUUGGUGCUGGAACAGAUACUACAUCAAUAACAAUUACAUGGGCUAUGGCUGAAAUGAUGAAAAAUCCAAAUAUACUCGCCAAAGCACAAGCAGAAGUGCGAGAAGCCUUUAGAGACAAUGUAACAUUCGAUGUAGAGGAGCUAAAAUACUUAAAGUUAGUUGUUAAAGAAACUCUACGACUUCAUCCACCAGUUCCACUUUUGCUUGGAAGAGAGUGUAGGGAGGAGACAAAAAUAAACGGCUACACUAUUCCUGUAAAGACCAAUGUCAUGGUUAAUGUUUGGGCACUGGGCAGAGAUCCAAAAUAUUGGGAUGAAGCAGAAAGAUUUAAGCCAGAGAGAUUUGAACAAUGCUUUGUGGACUUUGUUGGUAAGAAUUUUGAAUAUCUUCCCUUUGGUAGUGGGAGGAGGAUGUGUCCUGGGAUGUCAUUUGGUUUAGCUAAUGUUUAUUUGCCGUUGGCUCAAUUGCUUUAUCACUUCGAUUGGAAACUCCCUACUGGAAUGGAGCCAACAGAUUUGGACUUGACUGAAGCUGCUGGAGGCACUGCCACUAAAAAAACUGACCUUUAUUUGAUUGCCACUCCUUAUCAACCUUAAUUACAUCAACUUUAUAAAGUUCCUAUUAUUAUAGUGAGGUGUGUAAAAUAAAAAUUGUUAUCUAAGCUUAUAGUAAUCUUAUAUCAUCCAAUGUUAAAUUUCUCAGUAUAGUGAUAAUGUAUGA
Messenger RNA from Capsicum annuum, 1854 nucleotides. RefSeq names its product cytochrome P450 71D7. NCBI's taxonomy places the organism in Eukaryota, Viridiplantae, Streptophyta, Magnoliopsida, Solanales, Solanaceae. Gene Ontology annotation, molecular function: monooxygenase activity; oxidoreductase activity, acting on paired donors, with incorporation or reduction of molecular oxygen; heme binding. The transcript has 3 exons. The record is from RefSeq and is a predicted model, not a curated record. The coding region runs from base 237 to 1730 and encodes 497 amino acids.